AUGAUAUCAUCAUCAUCAGUGUCAACAUUCAAAGGAAACUAUGAAUUGAUUGCAAAGAAGGAGAGAAUAGUAUUAGAUAAAGAUGGUGGUGUACCUUUGGAGAGGAUCGAGUAUCCUUGGAGAGACGACUACCAGAAUGUUUGUUAUGCAUCUGAUUUGGUUGUCACAUUUGACAUGACAAUAGAACAACAAGAACAAUAUCAAAAGGCAAGACAACGAUACAGAGGUGCAUGUCUACAAGCAUUUGAAAUUCGAAAGGAACAAGCCAAAGAAGAAAAGAGUAGUAGUAAAAAGAGAUAUCUAUCGGAAUGCGAAAGUAAUCAACAACGAUUCGAAAGAAUACUCGGGAUUGUAUGCAACGCUAAAUCAGCGACAACAAACUUUGAACAAAAGCAAAUUCAACGUAACAUUAGUCUGUAUCUACCACCACAUGUUGUUUGCUCACCGAUUGAUACCUACAGAAUCAGAGAUUAUCGGUAUAUCUAUGCUCUGGCUGCAAUGGGUCACAAACACCAUUUUACAACUCAUCCAUUAUUAGACCUGUUACCUGAACGACCAACCAUAUCAUUUCGUCAAUUAAUGCAAAGAGAUAGAACCGGUAAAAUAUUCCAAUUGAUUAGACCUCAAUUAAAAGAUUGUAUUGAUCAAUCACCAGAAUAUGAAUUACGGGAUAAUCAAUAUUAUGAUCAAAGUGGUAGUGGAAGUGGUAAUAAUAGUACACCUACACAUGAAGCAAAACUUGGUAGAUAUGAUCAAGAUGGUUCAUUACAUAUUCUAUAUUUAACAUUGGAACCACACUCUAGUAUUAUUAAAAUGACUAAACGAAUCUAUACCACCAAUAUAGAGAAUAUUCAACGACACUCUUUUGGAUCGUGGAAUGAAGCAGUUUCAUCAUUUUUGGAAAUAUUUAAACUCUAUACAAACCGUGACUAUACCAACAUUGACAUGCAACCAUUCACACCAAUAUCAUCAGACUAUUAUGGUUCACUCAUACUAUUUCAGCCAAUUAAAAAUCAAUUACCAAAGUUUAAAGAAAUCUGUUUCUCUGUUUUAAAAGAAAAAUAUUUAAUAUUAAAAAAAGAAACAAUUAAUAUUAUUGUAGAAUUACCAUUUUUUAUUUUACAAGAAUUUAUUAAAUAUUGCUUAGAUGAUAGUGGACCAAUAUCAUUUGAAAUAUUUAAAGAUAUUAAAAAGAAAUGGAAAGAAGAAAAAGAACAAUCAUCACUACCACUAGAUGAUGAAAUAAUACAACAACUUUUACCAUUGGAUUAUUGGAUUAAAUCAAUGUUUAAUAGAGAUCGGUUUAUAAGAUUAUCAUAUCUCUAUGAAAUUCCUCAAUCUCCAUUUCAUCCAAACUAUUCAGAAGAUGAUUUAUUAAUUAAUGUUUUCGAUUCAACUGAUCAAUUUAAAUUAAAACAAUUACCAAUUGAUAGAAUUUUAAUUCAUUCAUCUCAAAAUAAUAAUAAUCAAAAUAAUAAUAAUAAUAAUAAUAAUACAUCAUCUUCUUCAUCUUAUUCAUCUUUAUCAUCAAUAGUUGAUAAAGAAACAUUUAUUUCAAAUUUUAAUAAGAAUACAAAUAAUAUAUUUAAAAAGGAAGGAAUGAAUUGGAAUAAUAUGAUUGUUAUUGGAGGAAUAGUUACAUCAUCGUUGACUGGUUUGGAAGUUGGAUUUGAAGAAUCAGAUAUUGAUAUUAUAUUUUAUGGUGUCGAUUAUGAAAAGAUAAAAGAUAGGAUUACACAAUUCUAUCAAUACCUUGGAGACCACAAACAAUAUAGUGUUUCAGUGACUGGACCAACCAUCAUAUUCUCAAAACAUUAUCCACAAAGACAUGUUCAAGUGGAAUACUGUUGUUACACGAGUAUUGAACAGGUAUUGCUUGGUACAGAUAUUGAAGUCAGCUGUUUUGCAUUUGAUGGAACAAAUGUAUGGACAAUGCAAAGAGGUGUUGAAGCAAUCAAUUAUAGAUGUAAUUUUGCAUCACCGUAUGGUCAUUAUAUUAGAGGAGAAGGUGUCUAUCAACGACGUCUGUUAAAGUAUCUGGGUCGUGGAUUCUCGAUUGCUCACUUUACAGACAACCCAUACAUUAUUGAACAAUUUGGACAAUCUACUAUUGACCCACCUCUUAAACCAUAUAUCAUCCACAAGGAGCAAAAUGGUGUGGCAUUGUUGUUCAGUGCAAGAGACAACCCAAAAUUAAUUGAAAAAUUAUUAUUAAAACAUAAAGAGGCGUCACUUCCCUAUGGUCCAACAUGGACCAAAUCCAAUUUCGAACCAUAUGUUCAAGCAAAUUAUGAUCGUCACUAUGAUGGUUAUGCAUCACACUUUCCAAAGAUCCUACUGCAUAGUGAACUUGGUCAAAAUCAACACAACGACUGUUACACUGAUGAUAUAGAGUGCAUCGAGGAUUUCUUUAGGAUUCCUCCAAGACAGAUAUAA
Molecule: messenger RNA, 2436 nt
Organism: Cavenderia fasciculata
Lineage: Eukaryota; Evosea; Eumycetozoa; Acytosteliales; Cavenderiaceae
Exons: 4
Coding region: 1-2436 (811 amino acids)
Source: RefSeq, a predicted model, not a curated record